AGCCCCCUUCUUCCUCCCCUCGCCUUUCCUCCACCUCCUCCCCUGCCUCACCGGCUCCUCCCCCCAAAUCCGCCUCCCCCGAUUUCCUCCCCGCCUCGCGGUUUCUCGCGCCUCACCGGCUGCUGCAUCACUGCCGGCGACGUACGGGCCCAGCACCGAGCCAGGCCCACAGGCCUGAUUCCCUCGUCGUGAGGCGUCGCCGUUCCCCGCCCGCCCUCUGCUGGUGGCGCUGGGCUGGCGCGGUCCGGAGGGGAGAACCGGAGAUCCGUCCGUGUCUGCUUGGAUUGGCUUCUUCUUUGUCUGAGGAUAUGAGCAAUGUACUCGCCCAAACCAGAAGCUAGUUUUGGCUCAACUCAUACCAACUCAGUUGCAAAUCAGCAGCAAAUGGAAUUAGCUGGAAACAAUAUGGGUCCUAGUAACGGAGCAAAUAACAAUAACAACCUAGCUGCAAGGCAACGCCUACGGUGGACAAAUGAACUUCAUGAAAGAUUUGUUGAAGCUGUUACCCAACUUGGUGGUCCUGAUAGAGCAACCCCAAAAGGAGUUUUGAGAAUUAUGGGUGUACCAGGAUUAACAAUAUAUCAUGUGAAAAGUCACUUGCAGAAAUAUAGGCUAGCAAAGUACAUUCCUGAUGCUUCAACUGAUGGCAACAAGGCUGAUAACAAGGACCCUGGGGAUUUGCUUGCGGGACUUGAGGGAUCUUCUGGGUUGCCGAUAUCUGAAGCCCUCAAGCUGCAGAUGGAGGUCCAGAAACGGCUGCAUGAACAGUUAGAAGUACAAAGGCAGCUGCAGUUGCGAAUUGAGGCUCAGGGGAAGUACCUCCAGAAGAUCAUUGAAGAGCAACAGCGCUUAACUGGUGUGAAAUCUGAAACUCCUGCAGCAGGUGCUUCUGUCACAGUAUCAAGUGAUCAAUUCCCUGACUCUGAGCGGACCGAGCCCUCGACUCCUGCACCGACAUCUGAGUCUCCAACUCAAGUUGGUGCUUCGAAUAGAGACACUGGAGAACGAGCUGAAGCAACCAAGAGCACCUGUCAUGGUGAUUCUCUCUCCCGUCACGAGCCACUGACCCCUGAUUCCAACUGCCAGAAUGGUUCUCCUCCUGCGAGUCCAAACCACGAGAGGGCAGCAAAGAGGCAACGGGGCAGUGGUAACGAAUUCGUAGAUGUGGAGACUGAUUUUUCCCAUCCGCGCCACAUCUUUGAGUCGAGCUUGGGCCCAGAGUUCGAGCAGUAUUCAAUGUCCUACUCAGGCCAUUAGAUUCUGAUGCCCCCAUCAUCGCUAGCUUGUUGAGCAGGGUGCGCAUGAUCUGAUCCAUGUCUGUAGGUCCUGGGUAGAAUGAUGUUGUCUGAAGGUGUGUAUUGUUGGUAGACAGAGUUGUAGGCGUCCAGUGAUUGUAUACAUGACAGCUUAUAAGUUCCUAGGUUUGUAACAUGUAUGACCUGUCUGCCGUUCAGAGGAGAUGUUGGGAGGAAGAUUCUGUUGCUGUGUGUUACUUGUACCAUGUUGGUAAUCAGUGUCGACAACUGCUUAACAUGAAAUCAGUUUGAUUUACUUCUCUAAUCUGUAACGUCUGACUUCGAUCAGAAGCUGAAGUUAAUUACAAUUGUGGAAGGCA
Setaria italica (foxtail millet) is the source of this 1615-nucleotide messenger RNA. Its product is annotated as myb family transcription factor PHL7. The record is from RefSeq and is a predicted model, not a curated record. Gene Ontology annotation, molecular function: DNA binding; DNA-binding transcription factor activity. Lineage: Eukaryota; Viridiplantae; Streptophyta; Magnoliopsida; Poales; Poaceae. The transcript is spliced from 7 exons. The coding region runs from base 316 to 1257 and encodes 313 amino acids.